AUGGCAUCAUACUACCAGUAUAACAAUUAUCAGCACUCGGUGCCUCACAAUCAAUCCACCUUGUCGCCUCAUGCCACUAGUCGUAGUCGUCGCGCAACUCGUCCCUUGCAGAACUCUCAAAAGCAGUCAUACCGCUCUGCACGCAAGGAAGAAGAGCCUAUCAUCGUAACCAGCUUUCGCCAACGCUUUGAGGCGGGCCGCUCAUUCGACCUAGACGACGACUUGGAAUUCUGCCCCAGUCUGGUCACCGACAUUGACAUGUUUUCCAUCAACUCAGCCUCGUCGGAUCGUUCAUCUCUCUCGAGCGAAUCGCCCGGCUCUUCUCCUCAAUCUCACCAAGUCUCACCCUCUACCUUUCAUCUAAAUCCAUCGCCAACUCCUUACAUUCCUGCGCCGUACCGUGCACAGUCCUCUAAUCUCAAGUCGAAUCAAGUAGGCUCUGGUCGCACACGCAACGCAAUUCUCAUUGUCAAUCCAAGCUCUAGGAUUGAUUCGACUCCUUCUCCAGAUCGACAGCCGCAGCCCUUUGGUCGCCCGUGGUAG
This is a messenger RNA of Blumeria graminis f. sp. triticale, 543 nucleotides long. Lineage: Eukaryota; Fungi; Ascomycota; Leotiomycetes; Helotiales; Erysiphaceae. The record is from the annotation of a GenBank genome assembly.